Molecule: messenger RNA, 2602 nt
Organism: Teleopsis dalmanni
Lineage: Eukaryota; Metazoa; Arthropoda; Insecta; Diptera; Diopsidae
Gene: FoxK
Product: fork head transcription factor 1
Exons: 9
Coding region: 345-2450 (701 amino acids)
Biological process (GO): regulation of transcription by RNA polymerase II
Molecular function (GO): RNA polymerase II cis-regulatory region sequence-specific DNA binding; DNA-binding transcription factor activity, RNA polymerase II-specific; protein binding
Source: RefSeq, a predicted model, not a curated record
AAAAAAAUGCAGUAAAUUAUAUUUUUUAUAUUUAUUUAAUGUUUUGCUCACGCACCAUCACGGCGACAACAUAAGCGGUUAGUUGAUCGAUUAAGCGGCGGUGGAGGGAGCAUAUAAAAUCAAACGAGAAAAAAAAAAACAAUAAAAAUAAAUAAGUUUGGAAAAUAUUGAAAAAAUAAAACACUAGUAUAAUCCAAAACACGCGAUAAAUAAGUAAAAAUUCAUAAAGUAAACAAAUAACAUAAAUACGUAAGGAAAUAUUACAUGCAAGAAGUAUUGUAAAAGAUAGAGGAACACACAAAUUUAAAAAUAGUGGAUACAAAAAAAAAGUGCCGCUUUUACAAAUGGAAUUCUACCCCCACCACCAACAGCAGCAACAACAACAACAACAACAACAAAGUCAGCAGCAACAAUUAACGCAGCAAGUGGAUUCCAUGGCCACCGGCUCAUCAACCACCGCAACUAAUAAUAGCAGCAGCAGCAAUAAUAACGCUAACGGCAACAAUAGCAAUAAUAUUAAUAAUAAUCAUAUAAGUAGUAGCACCCCACCCACCUCAAAUACAGCAGUAACUGCUGACGCGGCCACUGUAGCAAUCGCUAAGGAUAUGCUACAGUUGCAUCAUGGUGGUUCGCAUAAUAGUAACAAUAGCGAUUCUUCUGAGGCCAUGAAUACAUUAAACUCAAGGUCAACCUCCUCACCAUCAAUAACUGGAGUAACGACCACAACUACCCCACCUGCCCACACUUCCAAUACCGGACCACCAGAUAACGCACUCGGAUCACUCAAGUAUGAGCAAGAGUUGCUCUACAUAACCGAUCCGUGUACUGUUAUUGGUAGAAAUUCAUCAACUUCUCAUGUGCAUUUCCAUGUGGCCGAGAAUAAUCUUGUAUCGCGCAAACACUUUCAAGUGCUAUUCGAUGGUGAAACACGAGACUUCUACGUACAGUGCUUGAGUAAAAAUGGUAUAUUUGUCAAUGAUUUCCUUCAACGUCGCAAUGUAGAUCCGUUGAAACUUCCCGCAAAUUGUUAUUUCCGUUUCCCGAGUACCGAAAUUCGCAUACAAUUCGAUAAUUUUGUGUACACUGGCUUAAGUAAUAUUAACAGUUCAGCUGGCAAUGCCACCAAUGAAAAUUCCCAUAAAAACCAUGGACCACAUGCCGCUGGCUUACAUGGCAACAAAAAUUUAGGAAAUAAUAGCAGUGGAGCUGGGAGUGCGCACGUAAUUAUAUCACCUGCACCACCGGAUGAACAUCAAAUUGUACACCCGCAACAUCAUCUACAAAAUACAACCGCGAUAGGAGGAGGUUCAACCUCAUCAACAGCGGGCACAUCGCAUUUAGUACCUAUGGACAGUUCAAAUGUGAUCUAUUCGCCGUUAAAAAUUUCAAUUCCCAAAAAGGAGCAAAAGAGCCCGUAUUUGUCACCAACUGGUACGAUAAGUGCAGCAAACAGUUGUCCAGCAAGUCCGCGUCAAAGUUUUCAUCAAAACCAAAACAAUUACAACAAUUAUGCAAACAACAAUUUACAAAACGAUUUAUUCCAAACACCUUCAACUGCUAGUUACAACCACAAUGAGAAGCCACCUUACAGCUAUGCUCAAUUAAUAGUACAAGCUAUAUCUGCUGCACCAGAUAAGCAAUUAACGCUAUCGGGCAUUUAUUCAUUUAUUGUGAAACAUUAUCCAUACUACCGAAAGGAGACUAACAAGGGUUGGCAAAAUUCCAUACGUCAUAAUCUCAGUUUAAAUAGAUAUUUUAUUAAAGUGGCACGUUCUCAGGAUGAACCAGGUAAAGGUAGCUUCUGGCGUAUUGAUCCUGAUAGUGGUGCCAAAUUGAUUGAUCACAGCUAUAAGAAGCGACGUCAACGCAGUAGUCAAGGUUUUAGACCUUCAUACGGUAUGCCACGUUCUGCACCAGUAUCACCAAGUCAUAUGGACAAUUCACGUGAGAGUUCACCAUUGCAAGAUAUUGUAUUACAAUCUGCACCUGGAUCACCAGGCUUAUCUUUGGAAAAUCGUCCAGCUGAAGCUGAUCUUGUGUAUAAUUCUCAAAAUGUACACCAAUCAGCUGCAAAUAAUUCUCACACUCAAUAUAAUAGUGGCAGCCCAUAUUACAUUUCAAAUCAAAAUUCUGUUAUUGGUUUACCUGGAGGAGCACAAUUACAACAUGAAAGCAGUGGAAAUAGUGGAGGCAAUUCAGUUGGAACUCUUAUUCAACUCAAACGUAAUAAUCCCAUGACUGCAAAUACUGGUGCAGCAAAUAUUGCUCAUCACCAACAACAACAGCAGCAGCAGCAACAACAACAACAACCACAGCAACAACAAAUUAAACAACCACUACAUCCUGAUAUCAUCUAUGAGGAAAUGCCAACAGAUUAUAGUGGCAAUAUGGAAUCUGGCGAUGAGUGUGACGGUGCCAAACGGCCAAAAUAUAUUUCUGAAGUACUCUGAUGUGUUUACAAUGUGCGUGUUAAGCAACAUAAUUGAAACCUAUAUACAUUAAAUCAAAUUUGAGAAACGACAAACACACGUAAACACAAAAACAAAUACAAAUACCAAUCAUGUAUAUUGAAUUUGACAACAAAAAUUAUGUGAAUUUUGCU